Pisolithus orientalis is the source of this 737-nucleotide messenger RNA. Its product is annotated as ubiquitin-conjugating enzyme. The coding region runs from base 74 to 604 and encodes 176 amino acids. The transcript has 8 exons. Lineage: Eukaryota; Fungi; Basidiomycota; Agaricomycetes; Boletales; Pisolithaceae. Gene Ontology annotation, biological process: proteasome-mediated ubiquitin-dependent protein catabolic process; protein polyubiquitination. The record is from RefSeq and is a predicted model, not a curated record. Gene Ontology annotation, molecular function: ubiquitin conjugating enzyme activity.
GCUUCAAGUGUAGUCUCCCUUUCAGAAUUCGAUCUUGACAGUCCUCAGCGAUCUCGGCGCUCUCGUCGCGACCAUGUCGAAGUCCUCGACUCCUCAACCGUCCAAUUCGCUACUUCUCCGUAGACAACUUCAAGAGCUAACCAAGCGUCCAGUGCAGGGCUUCUCUGCAGGGCUUGUUGAUGAUGACAAUCUCUACGAGUGGGAAAUCGUGAUUAUCGGUCCACCCGAUACCCUCUAUGAGGGUGGUAUCCUUAAGACUCGACUUUCCUUUCCGCCAGAGUACCCAUUGCAACCCCCCAAGAUGCGAUUUAUCACGCCAAUGUGGCACCCUAACAUCUACCCUAACGGUGAUGUCUGUAUUUCAAUUCUUCAUGCCCCUGGGGAAGAUCAGUACGGUUAUGAAGAUGCAAGUGAAAGAUGGCUGCCCGUUCAUACAGUGGAGACUAUCCUCAUCAGCGUUAUCUCUCUCUUGUCUUCUGACACUCCCAACACUGAUAGUCCCGCCAACGUUGAUGCCGCGAAGGAGAUCCGCAAUGACCUAGCCGCUUACAAGAAGAAAGUGCGGCGACUAGUCCGCCAGUCUGCAGAAGCAGCGUGGGAUUAGCAUAUUUUUCGUUGCAUUGCCAACUGUGCCAUCUCAACUCCAACACCACAUUAGUGUAUAUCUGCCAUCUGUCACAGUAGUUGUCUUGAUUCAUGCACCUUCUUGGUUUAUCAGUUUUUUGAGGACUGUCCAG